GUGACAUGUCUGACAUGUGGAAUAUAAAUGGUUUUUGAACAAUUCCACAGUUAGAAUGUGCUUUCUUUUCCAAGUUGGAGUUUCACAAGUAUUCCUAACUUUACAGUUUAUGGAGAAAGGACUUAUAAUGGUAGAAGUCUUUCAAUUUAUGUUGACUUGACUUCUUCAGUUAGAAUGUAACUGCUGUUCAAAUGUCAGUUCUAUAAAACCUAAUGCUGGUAAUACAAUAUCUGUAUCAUUCAAGAGAUUCACAAACACUUUGAUCAUACCAUUGAUGGGGUUUUUUCUCCUUUUGUGUUUCUCUCUCAUAAUUUCUUUCUCAUCUGGAGCUGAUAACAUAUCUGCUAACCAGUCUUUAUCUGGAAACCAAACAAUCAUAUCCAAAGGUGGAAACUUUGAGCUGGGCUUCUUUAAAGCAGGUAAUUCUUCAAACUAUUACAUAGGCAUCUGGUAUAAAAAGGUAGCUUCCAAUCCUCCUACCAUAGUCUGGGUAGCAAACAGAGAAACACCCAUCUCUGAUAGAUUCAUUUCUGAACUAAAAAUUGUAAAUGGUAACUUAGUGCUUUUAAAUGAGUCCAAGCUACCAAUUUGGUCCACAAAUGUCACCAUCACUAGUUUAAAUUCGGUAAUUGUUGUUCUUCUUGACGAUGGAAACUUAGUUUUGAGCGACACCGCAAAACCAGAUGAACCCGUUUGGCAAAGUUUUGACAACCCGGUUCAUACUUGGUUACCUGGUUCUAAACUUGCUUAUGAUAAUAGAACAAAAAAGAGUCAACUUCUUACUUCAUGGAGAAGUAAUGAAGAUCCUGGUGUAGGACUCUUUUCGUUGGAGCUUAACCCUUCUAGCAAAGAGUAUAUAAGCAAGUGGAAUGGGUCCCAACAAUAUUGGACAAGUGGUCCAUGGAAUGGACAUAUAUUUAGCUUAGUACCUGAGAUGAGGUUAAAUUACAUUUAUAAUUUCAGCUUCUUUUCAGAUGAAAACGUGAGUUACUUCACUUAUUCCUUGUAUAAUCCUUCCAUUAUAUCUAGAUUUGUAAUGAGUGUUUCUGGUCAAGUUCAACAACUAACAUGGUUGGACGAAACGAAACAAUGGAAUUUGUUUUGGUCCCAACCUAGAACACAGUGUGAGGUAUACGACUUGUGUGGGGCUUUUGGUACUUGCAGACAGACUGGAUUGCCAUUCUGUAAUUGCUUGACUGGUUUCAAACCCAAAUCAGAAAAUGAUUGGAAUCAGAGUGAUUUCUCUAGUGGGUGUGUGAGAAAAACGGAUUUGGAAUGUGGGAAUAACAAGGAAAUAUCUUUUUUAAUGGUUAAAGUCGACAGUGUUCCUCCAAAUUUCGUGUCUAUGGCUGUUGGGGGUGAUGGAGAAUGUCGGGCCGCCUGUUUAAACAGUUGUCAGUGUAAUGCUUACUCAUUUUCAGAUAAUCAGUGCUCAGUUUGGGAUGUGGAGCUCUUGAAUCUUUCAGAAGAUAAUGUUAAUGGGAAAACAAUCUACAUUAAAGUUGCUUCUAUAGAUCUUCCAUCUCAGAUUCAUGAAAAAAGUAAUCUUGGUGCUGUUAUCGGGUCCGUUGUUGCAGGUGUGAUUCUUGUCUUGGGUCUAAUAUUCUUUAUAAUCUAUCGAAGAAAGAGGAUAUUGGUUGGGAAGACAACAAUGGAGGGAUCUUUGGUGUCGUUUGUUUAUAGAGAUUUACAAAUAGCCACCAAAAAUUUCUCAGAGAAACUAGGAGGUGGUGGUUUUGGUUCAGUUUUCAAGGGGGUAUUGCGUGAUUCAUCUAUUGUGGCAGUGAAAAAACUUGAAAGUGUCAGCCAAGGAGAGAAGCAAUUCAGGAGCGAGGUCAGCACGAUUGGGACCAUCCAACAUGUUAAUCUUGUGCGUCUUCGUGGGUUUUGUGCACAAGGUAGCAGAAAGCUAUUGGUGUAUGAUUACAUGCCAAACGGUUCUCUUGAUUCCAAUCUAUUCCAUGAAAAACAAGAUAAUAUUCUUAACUGGACAACAAGGUAUGAGAUUGCACUUGGAAUUGCAAGAGGGUUGGUUUAUCUUCAUGAGAAGUGUAGAGACUGCAUUAUCCACUGUGACAUAAAGCCAGAAAACAUUCUUUUAGAUGCUGAUUUCUGCCCAAAAAUAGCAGAUUUUGGCUUGGCAAAGCUUGUGGGUCGAGAUUUUAGUCGGGUUUUGACGACUUUCAGAGGGACAAAGGGGUAUCUAGCACCUGAGUGGUUAUCGGGUGUGCCUGUCACAGCCAAAGCAGAUGUUUUUAGCUAUGGGAUGAUGCUUUUCGAAUUAGUUUAUGGUAAAAGAAAUGCUGAGCAAUCAGAAGAUUCAAGGAGUAAAUUCUUCCCUAGUUUGGUUGCAAAUGUAUUAAUGGUGGGCGGUGAUAUCCUUAGCCUACUAGAUAACAGGUUAAACAGGGAAGCAAGUGUUGAACAAGUCACCAAAAUUUGCAAAGUUGCUUGUUGGUGUAUCCAAGACGAGGAAGAUAGUAGACCUUCUAUGAGUUUGGUGGAACAAAUUCUUGAAGGAGUUUCGGAUGUUAACAUGCCCCCAGUCCCACAAACCGUCAAGUUAUUUCUUGAUAACACGGAGCCUAUUGUUUUCUUCACCGUGCCAACAUCAAAUGGGAGUUCACAAGUUCUGAGCAAUUCGUCAGGCAGUGAUUCAUUGUCUAAGAGUGCGUCUUCUUCUAUGUAAUCCAUUACUAAGAUUAUAUCCAUUUAGGAAAACUAGGAAUAACGUUAGAGCCGUUUUUGGCAAAAGUUAUGCUCAAGUGUUGUAAUUGUUGGUUCAAUUUGGCGUUUGCAAGUAUUAGGUGUUUGUAAUAACAUGAAAAUAUGAUACACAAGAUUACAAGUUCAUACAGAUUAAGCAUGUUAGAUCUCA
This is a messenger RNA of Helianthus annuus (common sunflower), 2878 nucleotides long. Its product is annotated as G-type lectin S-receptor-like serine/threonine-protein kinase At2g19130. The transcript has a single exon. Gene Ontology annotation, molecular function: protein serine/threonine kinase activity; ATP binding. Bases 275 to 2689 code for a protein of 804 amino acids. Gene Ontology annotation, biological process: protein phosphorylation; recognition of pollen. The record is from RefSeq and is a predicted model, not a curated record. NCBI's taxonomy places the organism in Eukaryota, Viridiplantae, Streptophyta, Magnoliopsida, Asterales, Asteraceae.